Lactuca saligna is the source of this 594-nucleotide messenger RNA. Lineage: Eukaryota; Viridiplantae; Streptophyta; Magnoliopsida; Asterales; Asteraceae. The record is from the annotation of a GenBank genome assembly.
AUGGACUUAGUUUCCAAUAUGUGGUUCUUUGCAGUUAAGCAUAAGGAAACAUGGAAGGAGUUUAUUUGUUACAUUGAUACCAUAGGAAGAUGCAAAGACUUGCUAGAAAUGCUACAAACAAUACAAAGUUUGAAAAAAAACCUUCUGAGCCUCCAUCACUGCCGCCGCUGGGCAGUGCUGCUGCUCUCGGAGUCUCGCCGACUUGGUUUUAGAGACUUGAUUUCUCUUUCUCAAUGCUCUCGAUCUCUCUUUAGGUGCCUGUUGAUCAUCUCGAUCCAUCCAUGGAAGCCUUACCUGUACCAAUCAUGGUUGAUAUUCUCUCAAGACUUCCCGUCAAGACAAUCAUCCAUUGCAAAUGUGUACGCAAAGAGUGGCUGGACCUCAUUUCCGACUCUUACUUUGCCAAUCGUCACAUCUCAACAUCAUCUGAAAUCCUCAUGAUUCAUCAUAAAUCAAAUCAUGAAGAUAAGCGCACAGCAGGGAUUUUGAAAUGGGGGGAGGUGGAAGACGAACUCGAUCACCACCAUUUACACCACGACCCUGUCAUGAGCCUUGACCUUAACCUCGCACCCAUUUUCCAAUGGUUUGAAAACG